Suricata suricatta (meerkat) is the source of this 5304-nucleotide messenger RNA. RefSeq names its product Janus kinase 1 (gene JAK1). Gene Ontology annotation, molecular function: cytokine receptor binding; ATP binding; non-membrane spanning protein tyrosine kinase activity. The record is from RefSeq and is a predicted model, not a curated record. The coding region runs from base 545 to 4162 and encodes 1205 amino acids. Gene Ontology annotation, cellular component: cytosol; cytoskeleton; membrane. The transcript is spliced from 27 exons. Gene Ontology annotation, biological process: hemopoiesis; intracellular signal transduction; cell surface receptor signaling pathway via JAK-STAT. NCBI's taxonomy places the organism in Eukaryota, Metazoa, Chordata, Mammalia, Carnivora, Herpestidae.
GCGGCGGGGCGGGGCGGGAGCGUCGCGAGCGCAGGCCGCGGCGGCUGCGGAGUAGCUAGCAGGCGCUUCCAGUGCUGGCCUGCGCCCCAGCCCUGAUUUCCCAUCCCGCGCCCCCUCCUCAGCCCCGGGCGCGCGCACGCCGGGGCCCUGCGGGGCUGGCAGCUGAGCUAGCAAGUCGCCGGACUUGCGCAGCCACCCGGAGCACCCUCCGGCCCAGGCGCACACGGAAGUGAGUGAUCAUCUGUUGUUGCUGUUGAAGUGAAGGAAAUACAGACACAUGACUGGAUGAACUCGGUUCACCUCUUGGAUCCCUGUGCCCCAGGACGUUGAAUCUGGAGGGGACGGUACAGACACUCAGGGCGGCUUGAGAGCAGCUAAAGGCUGAUGAACAGUGGUAGCCCUGCUGUAAUGGUGUUCUUAUCAGACUGUUCUGAGCUCUUCGAUCUUUCUCUUAAUUCAUUUUUAUCCUAAGCUCUGAACGGACUUUGGAAAGUAGAGAAGAAAAUCCAGUCUGCUUUUUGGAGGACAUUGGACAGCCGAAUAAAUGCAGUAUCUAAAUAUAAAAGAGGACUGCAAUGCCAUGGCUUUCUGUGCUAAAAUGAGGAGCUCCAAGAAGACGGAGGUGAAUCUGGAGGCCCCCGAGCCAGGGGCGGAAGUGCUCUUCUAUCUCUCCGACAGGGAGCCGCUCAGGCUGGGCAGCGGGGAGUACACGGCCGAGGAGCUGUGCAUCAGGGCCGCGCAGGAAUGCUGUAUCUCUCCUCUGUGUCACAACCUCUUUGCCCUGUACGAUGAGAACACCAAGCUGUGGUACGCUCCGAAUCGCACGAUCACGGUUGACGACAAGACAUCACUCCGGCUCCACUACCGGAUGAGAGUUGCAGCUGAAGAGUUUGAGGAACACCGGCUGAAGUGGUUCCCUAGAAAUGCUAGGUUGCUCUUGCUCUCAAGGACUAGAUGUUUUGAUCCAGUCCCUGAGAAUUUUUGCCUAAUGGGUGGGACUCUUCAUUUUUCUUCUGAUAGGUUCUAUUUCACCAACUGGCAUGGGACCAAUGAUAAUGAGCAGUCUGUAUGGCGACAUUCUCCUAAGAAGCAAAAAAAUGGCUAUGAGAAAAAAAAAGUUCCAGAUGCAACGCCUCUGCUUGAUGCCAGCUCCCUGGAGUAUCUGUUUGCUCAGGGACAAUAUGAUUUGGUCAAAUGCCUGGCUCCCAUUCGAGACCCCAAGACCGAGCAGGAUGGACACGAUAUCGAGAACGAGUGUCUGGGAAUGGCUGUCCUGGCCAUCUCGCACUACGCCAUGAUGAAGAAGAUGCAGUUGCCAGAACUGCCCAAGGACAUCAGCUACAAGCGGUAUAUUCCAGAAACAUUGAAUAAGUCCAUCAGGCAGAGGAAUCUUCUCACCAGGAUGCGGAUCAAUAACGUUUUCAAGGAUUUCCUAAAGGAAUUUAAUAACAAGACCAUUUGCGACAGCAGUGUAUCUACUCAUGACCUGAAAGUGAAAUACCUGGCUACCUUGGAAACUUUGACAAAACAUUAUGGUGCUGAAAUAUUUGAGACUUCCAUGCUAUUGAUUUCAUCAGAAAAUGAGAUGAAUUGGUUUAAUCCAGAUGACAGUGGAAACAUUCUCUAUGAAGUGAUGGUAACUGGAAAUCUCGGAAUCCAGUGGAGACAGAAACCAAAUGUUGUUCCUGUUGAAAAGGAAAAAAACAAACUGAAAUGGAAAAAACUGGAAAACAAACACAAGAAGGAUGAGGAGAAAAACAAAAUCCGGGAAGAGUGGAACAAUUUUUCUUACUUCCCUGAAAUCACUCACAUUGUAAUAAAGGAGUGUGUGGUCAGCAUCAAUAAGCAGGACAACAAAAAGAUGGAACUGAAGCUUUCGUCCCACGAGGAGGCCUUGUCCUUUGUGUCCCUGGUAGACGGCUACUUCCGGCUCACAGCAGAUGCCCAUCAUUACCUCUGCACUGAUGUGGCUCCCCCACUGAUCGUCCACAACAUACAGAAUGGUUGUCACGGUCCAAUCUGCACAGAGUAUGCCAUCAAUAAGUUGCGGCAAGAAGGAAGCGAGGAGGGGAUGUAUGUGCUGAGGUGGAGCUGUACCGACUUUGACAAUAUCCUCAUGACUGUCACCUGCUUUGAAAAAUCUGAGGUGGUGGGUAGCCAGAAGCAGUUCAAGAACUUCCAGAUCGAGGUGCAGAAGGGCCGGUACAGCCUGCAUGGCUCGGACCGCAGCUUCCCCAGCCUGGGGGACCUCAUGAGCCACCUCAAGAAGCAGAUCCUGCGCACGGACAACAUCAGCUUUGUGCUGAAGCGCUGCUGCCAGCCCAAGCCCCGAGAGAUCUCCAAUCUGCUGGUGGCUACUAAGAAGGCCCAGGAGUGGCAGCCUGUCUACUCCAUGAGCCAGCUGAGUUUUGACCGGAUCCUCAAGAAAGAUAUCGUGCAGGGCGAGCACCUUGGGAGAGGCACGCGGACGCACAUCUACUCUGGAACCCUGCUGGAUUACAAGGAUGACGAAGGAAUUUCUGAAGAAAAGAGAAUUAAAGUGAUCCUCAAAGUCCUAGACCCCAGCCACAGGGACAUCUCUCUGGCCUUCUUUGAGGCAGCCAGCAUGAUGAGGCAGGUCUCCCACAAGCACAUUGUGUACCUCUAUGGCGUCUGUGUCCGAGAUGUGGAGAAUAUCAUGGUGGAGGAGUUUGUGGAGGGGGGCCCCCUGGACCUCUUCAUGCACCGGAAAAGCGAUGUCCUCACCACACCAUGGAAGUUCAAAGUUGCCAAACAACUGGCCAGUGCCCUGAGUUACUUGGAGGAUAAAGACCUGGUCCACGGAAAUGUGUGCACUAAAAACCUCCUCUUGGCCCGUGAGGGCAUCAACAGCGAGUUCGGCCCGUUCAUCAAGCUCAGUGACCCCGGCAUCCCCAUCACUGUGCUGUCGAGGCAAGAGUGCAUAGAACGAAUCCCGUGGAUCGCUCCUGAGUGUGUUGAAGACUCCAAGAACCUGAGUGUGGCUGCUGACAAGUGGAGCUUCGGAACCACGCUCUGGGAGAUCUGCUACAAUGGCGAGAUCCCUCUGAAGGACAAGACCCUGAUUGAGAAAGAGCGAUUCUAUGAAAGCCGGUGCCGGCCAGUGACACCGUCCUGUAAGGAGCUGGCUGACCUUAUGACCCGCUGCAUGAACUAUGACCCCAACCAGAGACCCUUCUUCCGAGCCAUCAUGAGAGACAUCAAUAAACUGGAGGAGCAGAAUCCAGACAUUGUUUCAGAACGAAAGCCGGCUACCGAAGUGGAUCCCACACAUUUUGAAAAGCGGUUCUUGAAGAGGAUCCGUGACUUGGGAGAGGGCCACUUUGGGAAGGUUGAGCUCUGCAGAUAUGACCCCGAGGGGGACAAUACCGGGGAGCAGGUGGCUGUCAAAUCCCUGAAGCCCGAGAGUGGAGGUAACCACAUAGCUGAUCUGAAGAAGGAAAUUGAAAUCUUAAGGAACCUCUAUCACGAGAACAUUGUGAAGUACAAAGGCAUCUGCACAGAAGACGGAGGAAAUGGUAUUAAGCUCAUCAUGGAGUUUCUGCCUUCAGGAAGCCUUAAGGAAUAUCUUCCAAAGAAUAAGAACAAAAUCAACCUCAAACAACAGUUAAAAUAUGCUGUUCAGAUUUGUAAGGGGAUGGACUACUUGGGUUCUCGGCAGUACGUUCACCGGGACUUAGCAGCAAGGAAUGUCCUCGUGGAGAGUGAGCAUCAGGUGAAAAUUGGAGACUUUGGUUUGACCAAAGCCAUUGAAACCGACAAAGAGUACUACACAGUCAAGGAUGACCGGGACAGCCCUGUGUUUUGGUAUGCUCCAGAAUGUUUAAUUCAGUGUAAAUUUUAUAUUGCCUCUGACGUCUGGUCGUUUGGCGUGACUCUGCAUGAGCUGCUUACUUACUGUGACUCUGAUUCUAGCCCCAUGGCAUUGUUCCUGAAAAUGAUAGGCCCAACUCAUGGCCAGAUGACAGUAACAAGACUUGUGAAUACGUUAAAAGAAGGAAAACGUUUGCCUUGUCCACCUAACUGCCCAGAUGAGGUUUAUCAACUUAUGAGAAAAUGCUGGGAAUUCCAACCAACUAAUCGGACAACUUUUCAGAACUUAAUUAAAGGAUUUGAAGCACUUUUAGAAGCACUUUUAAAAUAAGAGGCAUGAAUAACCUUAUAGCAAGUCCUGUGUAGCAAGUCCUCCUUUCCUGGCCAAUACCCAAGCCAUUUUAAAAAGAAAUUUUAAUUGAAAAAAUUUGUAUUUGGGCAUGUACCAUGUAUAAGGCACACUGCAGUGCUCAUUAUGUGUAAGUACUUCCCUCUUUACAUUUGGCACCCGUAACAAAUGAGGGCAACCAGAAUAAUAGAAAGCACUUAAGCACUCCUCCUUUUGGAAAGAACAGGUACCACCAUUUUGUUUGGCUAGUUUACCAUCACAGUUGCGCACAAGCAAACGAGGAGCUGACCCAAGCACUUGUUCCCAGCAGGUAAAUUGAAGACAAAGAUUGAUGGACUUAGUAUUGUAACCUGCCCUCGAAUUUCCAUAUCUAUACAGUGAUAGACCAAGCAUUCUUGAAAAUAUUAGAUACCAGUUAGAUUAUUGUUUCUAUACAAAGACAAGUGUAUUCCUGUCAUCAGUAGGACUUAAAGUUUGAGUUGUUUCUUCAGUGGCUUAGCUCCUGUCCCCUUGGGUGACCGGCAGUACUGAUUUUUGAGAAAACAGGUCGUACCCAGGGGGACAGCUGUGGGAUAGAUACUUUGCUGCAUGUUCAUUCUUGAGAACCAGGCCUGUGCUUUCCUCAACAGUAUAUGUUUAAUCAGGAUUGACUCCAAGACCCUGGAUACUGUCCUACAUGCUUGUACGAAAUGUCCAGGGAGAUCCUUUUAGAACCCUGCCACUUUGGGCCAAGCUGUUCCAGCAUUGGUUUCGGUGCCGUACACAGCCAGUCAGUAUUGUAGUGCCUAACCGUCUACGAGAGUUCAGGGUCUACAGACGGUUUUCAGUUUGCUUGGAGAUAGCUGGGUAAUCUCUGAUUCAGUGUGAACUGUAAGAUCUUUUAUGACCAAGAAUGGAAAACUCUUCGUUAAUGCCGUCUAGCAUUUGUUUGAUGUCGUCAUUACUUUUCAACCUUUUGAGUCCGAAAGAGAGUUCUGGAUUGAUGCAAUGGCAACAAUAAACUUGCCAUUUAAAUUUGUUCAGUAACCCUACAUCACCCAAGGUCUCUGUCUGUGUCAAACCUGUGGCCACUCUGUAUGCACUUUGUUUACUCUUUAUACAAAUAAAUGUACUAGAGACUCACA